CAUCAAGACGGAGACCUCGUGAGAUCGUUGCCAACGUGUUCAAUUCAUCUUGUGUAUCCCAGCGUCCUGAACCGUGAGAGGGGGUCCCGGGAAGAGACAUGGAAAAGACUAGGAGGUCCCCCACUUUGCGCACAAUCCAAGGGAAAAUUCAGCGUGACUUAACAAACUGGAUCAACAACACUGCGGAAGCUCAGCAACAGACGAUAGUGUAUUAGGAUGAGAAUGACUGAGAGUUAAUCGUGGGCACAUUGAAUGGCCUAAAGACUUCAGAAUAGACGGUAGUAAGCGACACGAACGGGAUGAUGGAUCCAGGAGCGCUGUGGAUAAUCACGGCGCCAAGUUAGAUGAUUCCCUCAAACUUGAUCGGCCGGAAGUAUCCCUUUGAGGGUCUUGAAAGAGAGAAAUAUCUGGUACACCCCAGGAUGGAUCAGCUUCCCAUGAGGAUUCGGCGCAAGAACAGAACCGCAUACCGUCGUAGCACUAUGCGGUACAUCCACGUCGACCUUCGUUGGCGAAAUGCAGAAGAAAUGAAGCAACAACGACUGACGUUAUAUCGUAUGCCCCUGGGAGGCGGGAAUAGCCCUCCGGGCAAUUCACCUCUGAAACCAGAGCAGAUUGGCGAGUCGAUGAGCAAUGAAUACCCGGGGGAGUGGGCAAGUGUGUCAGAGGCUUCGGGAGCUUGUCUUGGGAUCGGUGACCUUCUCAAGAGAGAACCCGGAGGAAGGUCAGGUUUCACUCGGCGAAUGUCGCAAAUCAGUAACAGCGAGAGCACCAGAAAGGUGGCACGCUGGCUUCAGAUAGGCUCAUCAAGACACAUGGAAAGAGUUGCUAGGAUUGAACAAACUAUAGAUCUUGAUCUCAACCCUUGUUUACGCCGAAACUUUGGUCGACCGUAAGGCGGCGGCGUUGGGUAAUAAAAAGUAGGCAGGGUACCGUGCAGUACGCU
This is a messenger RNA of Xylona heveae TC161, 946 nucleotides long. RefSeq lists its product as hypothetical. NCBI's taxonomy places the organism in Eukaryota, Fungi, Ascomycota, Xylonomycetes, Xylonales, Xylonaceae. The transcript has a single exon. The record is from RefSeq and is a predicted model, not a curated record. Bases 345 to 896 code for a protein of 183 amino acids.